AUGGCCUCCCGCAGCGCGGGCACCCUACUGACCGAGUUCAAUGCCGCCUACGUGCCCCCUAGCCUCAUGCCCGGGUACCAAGGCCACGUUCCCGGUGCGGCCUUCUCCUUCGGCUCCCCCUACGGCACCACCACCCUCAAGUACUUCCAGGACCACCGCAACGCCGCCAUGGAGCGUGGCAGGGGCGGCCACUUUCCCACCAUCUUCUCCCCCAACCCCGACCUCGUGCUCGUCGACCGCUCGCUCACCAGGGACCGCUCGCUGCACGCGCCCAGCUACACCCGCUUCAACCUGGAUAGCGACCACGCCGGCCGGCUCUCUCACUUCUACCAGAUGGUACAGCAGCAUCGGAAGUACUAUCGAGACAAGACGGGCACGGUGCCCCGGGUCCCCUACUUCGUCCUGCCUGUGAGAGAGGACCGGUACCCUCUCCCCACCGACCUGCCUCCGCUGAGCCUGAAGAACAAGUGGAACCUUUUAAGAGUGUCCCCUGAGAACCCGAAGACCUACCAGACCUUCCCAUCAGGGAAGAGGGUCUCUCCACAAGAGCGGCGGAGCAGAGACUGCUACUUUGAGUUCAGAGCAUGA
Messenger RNA from Propithecus coquereli (Coquerel's sifaka), 588 nucleotides. RefSeq names its product chromosome unknown open reading frame, human C2orf70 (gene CIMIP2C). NCBI's taxonomy places the organism in Eukaryota, Metazoa, Chordata, Mammalia, Primates, Indriidae. Bases 1 to 588 code for a protein of 195 amino acids. The record is from RefSeq and is a predicted model, not a curated record. The transcript is spliced from 4 exons.